CUCGAUUAAACGUAUAAUAAAACAGAAAAUUGAACAAAAUACUCGAUUCUCAUAGUUUGCGUGACACUACGAGAGUCGAUCAACCAAACUUAUUUUUCGCAAGGAGUUGUGGGUAUACAGGAAAGCUUCAAGAUGUCUGCCCUCAUGCGUAAAUGUGCGAAUCAAGUCUGUAGAACGUUUAUCGUUGGAGUUCACAGGGGAAACUAUUUAGCAAACACACGGCCAAGAUGUCUUUGUGUGACAGCAAGACUCUUAACAGAAGAAGACGAGAAACCAUUUAUGAAGCCAGUCAUCAAGAAUUGGAAGUAUGUGUACUCAGAUGCUGAACUAAAAACUGGGAUUCAGUAUAUGGAAUCAGAAGAAUACACCGAAAAAUAUGGAAAGAAACCGGUGUGGGUAGGCUACAGGAGAAAUCACAAGGGACAUGUGCCACCUAUGAAAACAAGAAAGCAGUGCAUUAGAGGAGAUAAGAUGUGUUCAAAUGCCUGCCCUAUUUGUAGAGAUCAAAACUUAGUUCUACAUUUUAAGAAUGUGAAAUUACUGCAACAGUUUAUAUGCCCACAUUCAGGACAGAUUUACAAAGAUACAGCUGUGGGAGUUUGUCAGAAGCAGUAUGAAAAGUUGAACAAUGUAAUUGAGGAAGCUAAAUUCAAAGGCUUGUUACCUUUCACAGUGACACAAGUGGAAUAUGAUUAUGACCAAUACUAUGGCAACAAGGAGAAGAAAAGUAAAUUAAGACAUUCAUCAUGAAAGAAUUUCUGUUAAAACAUUACUGGUCAAUUUGGACGGAAUUGAAGUUAUCUGUUUGUAGCAAUGCAUUGUAGUUGUUUGUACCCCAUCCAUUAUCUGAGCUAGUGGCUUAUUCUCCAUGUAUCAUAAGUUGUAAAGGCCUUUGUGAUUGGCUGACCUGUGACUAACACCAUUCCUGAUUGAAUAAUAUCAAACUACUAGUAUUUAAAAUUAUGGUCUGUCUUGUUUUUACUUUGCAUUCAUCUUGUAUUCAUCAAGGAUCUUCCCUGAGAUUACAGAUUUAUUUAGGUCUAUAUUUGCAAGAAAAUCUGUUUUACUUAUAAUAAAAGGAAUUAUUGC
Saccoglossus kowalevskii is the source of this 1089-nucleotide messenger RNA. RefSeq names its product small ribosomal subunit protein mS40-like. Lineage: Eukaryota; Metazoa; Hemichordata; Enteropneusta; Harrimaniidae. Gene Ontology annotation, molecular function: structural constituent of ribosome. Gene Ontology annotation, biological process: mitochondrial translation. The record is from RefSeq and is a predicted model, not a curated record. Gene Ontology annotation, cellular component: mitochondrion; ribosome.